UCUGCCCCUCGUCUCCCCUCUCCAUUUCUCAAUCUGCAACAACUCGUCUCAUCGGUCCAAGUACAUAGCCAUCAUGUCAGCCCCCUUCAGCAAGCUCCCCUCCGCGGCGAGGGUCUCCCCCGUUCCCUUCAGCGUGUCCGUUCCCGAUGAUCAGUUGGCCGAUCUAAAGUCUCUGGUCCAACUGUCUCGAAUCGCCCCUCCCACGUUCGAGAAUUCGCAGCCAGAUGGUCGCUUUGGCAUUACCUCUGAAUGGCUAUCGACCAUGCGAGAGAAAUGGUUGACGGAGUUUGACUGGCGAGCAUUUGAAGCUCGGAUGAAUGAAUUCCCUCAGUUCACUGUCGACAUUGAGGGCAUUAAUGUGCAUUUUGCCGCUCUUUUCUCUGAACGAGAGGAUGCUGUGCCCGUGGUGUUGCUUCAUGGGUGGCCAGGCAAUUUCGCCGAAUUCCUCACCAUCCUCCAGCUCUUCCGCGAGGAGUUCUCCCCGGAAACCCUCCCCUAUCAUCUCGUUGUUCCCUCAUUCCCUGGGUACACCUUCUCUUCUGGUCCUCCGUUGGACAAGACUUUUGGCCUGGCUGACAUGGCCUGCGUCGUGGAUCAGCUGAUGAAGGACCUCGGGUUUGGCAGUGGCUAUGUGGUGCAGGGAGGGGAUAUCGGUGCCUUUGUAGGACGGGUGCUAGGCGUGGGAUUCGAGGCUUGCAAAGCGGUGCAUUUGAACAUGUGCCCCAUGCCAUCUCCUCCAGGGGGCAUGUCAAUCGAGAGCUUGACAGCUGUUGAGAAGCGGGGAGUCGCGCGGAUGGAGGAGUUCGUGACCAGAGGCUUGGGGUAUGCCCUAGAGCAAGGGACUCGACCCAGUACGAUUGGCCAUGUACUGGCCAGUAACCCGAUCGCUUUGCUCGCCUGGGUUGGCGAAAAAUACCUCCAAUGGGUGGACAAGCCUCUGCCGUCUGCGACGAUUCUCGAGAUGGUGACACUCUACUGGCUUACUGAGAGCUAUCCGCGGGCAAUCUACCCCUAUCGUGAGACCACGCCUCUCCCCCCAAAUGCGACCGCGAGGCUGGGCAAGGAACUAUAUAUCCACAAGCCGUUCGGGUACUCGUACUUCCCCAAGGAGAUUGUCCCGGUUCCUCGGAGCUGGGUUGCCACGACGGGCGAUCUCGUAUUCUUCCGGGAUCAUGCUGAGGGCGGACAUUUUGCCGCGCUGGAGCACCCCCGCGAGCUCAAGGCAGAUUUAGUGGCGUUUGUUGAGCAGGUGUGGCAGAAAUAGGAUUCAAGGGAAUGUCAUGAUGCUCAGAUAGUUCAUUUGUCCAAAUUGCACUCCAAAU
Messenger RNA from Aspergillus ibericus CBS 121593, 1322 nucleotides. Its product is annotated as epoxide hydrolase family protein. The transcript is spliced from 8 exons. NCBI's taxonomy places the organism in Eukaryota, Fungi, Ascomycota, Eurotiomycetes, Eurotiales, Aspergillaceae. Bases 74 to 1264 code for a protein of 396 amino acids. Gene Ontology annotation, molecular function: epoxide hydrolase activity. The record is from RefSeq and is a predicted model, not a curated record. Gene Ontology annotation, biological process: epoxide metabolic process.